This is a messenger RNA of Cryptococcus deneoformans JEC21, 2151 nucleotides long. RefSeq lists its product as hypothetical. The coding region runs from base 529 to 2064 and encodes 511 amino acids. The transcript has 3 exons. The record is from RefSeq and is a predicted model, not a curated record. NCBI's taxonomy places the organism in Eukaryota, Fungi, Basidiomycota, Tremellomycetes, Tremellales, Cryptococcaceae.
GGGGGAUAUCAUCAUUGUACUAAUCACUAUUACUUACGCUGUCCAGUAUCCUCGAUGUGAAGGUUAUCUUCAUCCCGCUGAUCAUUUGCGUGCGGAUAUAACACCGCCAAAGGACGCCGAAUUUCUUACCCGUUGAUAAAGUUUGAUCGGUCACGCGCUGGUCUUUGGACUUUUAAACGUUGUCAUGGCAUUCGCAAACUUCUCUCCGGGCGUAUCUCUAUCAAAUAAUGCGGAUACAUGAACUAAAACUUGCAACUUGCAUCCCAUACCGUCCACGCUAAGGAUAUACAGGGAGCGGUGGAUACUUUGUUGUUCCUUUCCGACGUUUGCCAAUCCAUUACCGCCGCCACCGUGUGUGUGUUUUUUUUGCCCUAUAUCCUCUUUAUCCGCCCUCUCUCUUGAUCCGCCCGGAUAUCUCUACGAUAUUUAAUUCCAUUUGCAAACCAUGGGCAUCUUGACUAUUUUCGAACCACCAUUUCUCUCCAUACUCGCAUACUUUGGACUACCACCACACCGGCUAACCCCACCAUGUUCAUCGCCAAUAUAACACUGAAGGAGGUGCUCGAGGCUCAAAAGAGGCGCUACUCUGAUGAGGCCCACUUGAACUUGUGCCGCUCACAAAAGAAGCGCGUCCCAUUUAGGAAUACUGGCCUUUGGAUUACUAUCCCGAAAACCGCUAGUCCGUGGUUCGUCCAGAUGGGAAAGCAGCGGGAGGGAUCUCAUGGAGAUCUAGCCCCUCACUUCGGAGCGCCUCACCAUCCGGUUCAUUGGAAGUGCCAGGUAUGUGAGCGCGGCGAGGGGGGCGACACCACAAAAUCAAAACAAGUCAACAGGCGGCGUAAAGCGGCAGAGUCGUCCAGGUGGUCGUAUUGUAAUUAUACCACGACAACUGAGCCUUUGGCCGAGGAUGAGCAAGUGGAAGAAGAGGAGCAGGUCCAGAUUGUUUACCCCGUAGCUCCUCGACGCUUCCCACCCCGGGACACUGCUUUUCCACGUCCAAGAAGGACUCUACAUGUCCCGCAUUAUCCGGCUUUACCUGAGAGGGACUACUUUGGUACGCGGGCGACUUGGUUGUCUGAGGAAGGGUACUGCGAUGCCAGCGGUCAUGCCGUUGCUACAAGUGCGCGAUGUGAAGCUCGUAGGGUUUACAACGACUCUCUGGACCUUGAGGCGACCACGCCUUCACCUGCUACCAAACCAUCCAGCGAUCGACUUGUACCCGGAACACGUUCUUUACCCAGCAACCAGUCAUCGUGGCAGCCUGCAGAUUACGACGCUGUCGUCUUGAAAGACGAUUCUUCAUUCUCUGAAUCUACUUGGUAUAGCUCGAGCAUGUCUGCCUCUCAUGGGUCUCUAGCGAGCAAUGGAGAUGAAGAUGAAAGCGAUGAAGAAGAAGACGGCGACGACGAUUUGUACGAGUGGAACGCAAUCAACCCCGACGCUCCUGACCAGGAAUGGGAGCAUCUCAAAGCGAGGGUGAAUAUCCAGCAGAUGGAUAGGGAUGCACGACGACGGCUCCGACUCGGAAGAAGAAUAGAAGAGCGUGAUGAGUGGGAUGAAGGUGGCUACCUAGUGGGUGGUGGUGGGGUGGGGGAUCGUCAUCAUCAUGGCGAUGGUAUCCCGGUGGAAUUGAAAAGGAUAAUGGUGGAGAUGUCGGGGGGUGAUUAUGUGUAUGCGGCCGGGCACGGCACCAGGUUCGGAGAGGGAUACGGGAUCGGGAGCGACUCGACCAUAUCCGAAUGGCGACAGAACAGCAGCAGCGACACCAGCCUCUCACCAUGGAGUAAUCGAGCGCCUUCUCUUUUACCCCCGCUAGGCACCCAUUGUUCUGUGGACGACCUUGUUCAUCCGGACGAUAGUAUGAGCAGAUGUCGCUCGCCCAUUGAUCUCGAUAUUCCCGAUACUCCAUGCAUUCCAGCUCCUAGAGGAUCUCCGGUCGCUCGACAGCAGGCUGAGGGUUCGCCACCUACCUUUGAUUUCGAUGAGGUUAUGGAAGAAGUGAUGGAUAGUAUCUGGGCAUCUGAAGGAGUGAGAUGGGUGUACCCCGGUUCUGAGAGUAUGUAGCUUUGGGAAUGAGAGAUGGUUAGAUGGUUAGACAAGGGUAUUGUUAUAAAGGACAAUAGGAUGAGGUUCAGUAAAUGCACGUUUGGU